Molecule: messenger RNA, 2191 nt
Organism: Myripristis murdjan (pinecone soldierfish)
Lineage: Eukaryota; Metazoa; Chordata; Actinopteri; Holocentriformes; Holocentridae
Gene: tecra
Product: trans-2,3-enoyl-CoA reductase a
Exons: 13
Coding region: 490-1518 (342 amino acids)
Biological process (GO): very long-chain fatty acid biosynthetic process
Molecular function (GO): oxidoreductase activity, acting on the CH-CH group of donors
Source: RefSeq, a predicted model, not a curated record
AGAAACGAUCCGCGGGAAGCGAGAGGUCUCACUCCUGCCAACUUCCGUCUUCGCUUACAUUCCCACGGACUACGCCUCUUUAUUUUGGCUGGAGGCGAACCUGGUUGUCAUGUAAUACUUCCUUCUCGGCUGGGAUUCAGACAAGGAUUUGGCUAUGUGAACCAUAACUAUCUUGAACCUGCACUGUUGUGAUGACUGCGUUUCCUCAUUAGUCCCCGCCCCUUAAUGCGUCAUUCCGCUAGACACGCCCACUGCUACCUCUUCAAGCAAGCUGCAUGUGCUGUCAAAAUAGAGAAGUGAAAGGUUAGUCGGAGAGUCCAGAUUGUGGAGGGAAGAAGUCAAGGAGGACAUAUCAGCGUGUGACUGGGAGAAGGUGAUUUGGAGCUGCUACCUGUUGUGGUGGAGCACAAGAAAUAACCAGCUGUGAGGCCACAUUGUAGUUUAUUUGACCUUCUGGCAAGCCAUUGAGGUUUGGGAUCAAACAAAGCUAUGGAUGCACUUGCAUUAGAGGCAAAGAAUACAAAUGGUGGUGAAGCUGAAAAGAAGUCUGCACCAAGGCCAAGGCCAAAACCUCCCAAAAAGGCCAAAAGGAUAGUGUACUUUGAGGUGGAGAUCUUGGACUCAAAGACCAAAGAGAAACUUCUACUGCUGGACAAGGUGGAACCAACUGCUACAGUUUUAGAUAUUAAGGCUCUGUUUCACAAAUCAAAUCCAAAGUGGUAUCCAGCCAGACAGUCCUUGCGUUUGGAUCCAAAGGCCAAGUGUCUGAGGGAUGAGGAAGUUCUGCAGACACUUCCUGUGGGAACCACAGCCAGCUUCUACUUCAGUGACCUAGGAGCUCAGGUCACAUGGGGAACUGUGUUCCUGACAGAGUGUGCCGGUCCGCUGCUCAUCUACUUAAUGUUCUACUUCCGUCUGCCAUUCAUCUACGCUCCGAAAUACGACUUCACCAGCAGCAAACACUGGGUCGUACACUUGGCCUGCAUGUGUCACUCCUUUCACUACAUCAAGAGGAUUCUGGAGACGCUGUUUGUCCAUCGUAUCUCCCAUGGGACUAUGCCUCUCAGAAACAUAUUUAAGAACUGCGGCUAUUACUGGUGCUUUGCAGCUUGGAUGGCUUACUACAUUAACCACCCUCUCUACACCACACCCUAUUAUGGAGAGCAGCAGGUGAAAGCAGCACUUUACCUUUUCUUGUUCUGUCAAGUGGGGAAUUUUUCCAUCCAUGUUGCACUCCGCAACCUCAAAACUCCAGGUUCAAAAGUCAGAAAGAUUCCUUAUCCGACAAAGAAUCCCUUUACAUGGAUUUUUGCCUUGGUCUCCUGUCCAAACUACACAUAUGAGCUGGGCUCCUGGAUCGGCUUCACAGUGAUGACCCAGUGUUUGCCUGUGGCUUUCUUCACUGCCGUGGCCUUCGUCCAGAUGACUGUCUGGGCCAGAGGCAAGCACCGCAGCUACUUGAAGGAGUUCAGAGAUUACCCCACCCUGCGCUCCUCCAUACUCCCCUUCAUCCUGUAGACCCAGGACCAGUCACUACACACACCAAUCUGCCAUCACUGAUCACGUUAACUGGAUGGAUGUCAGAACGCGUGCUGUGGAGUUACAAUACAUACAGAUGGGGAUAAUGACGACUCUACUUGUCACUCCAUAACAGGGAAUUGCCAGCCACUUUAAUUACACUUACUGUGAUUGGUGGUCUGGUGAACAGGGGACUGAUAGAGCUAGAGGAACUCUUGAGUUAAAUGCAGCAAAGUCUUAAUUCAGUAAAACUAACAAACGUGUGCGGCUGUGAUUGUUUGGAGCGAAGGAUGAAGCAGAGACUGUCCUUUUCUGUUUUGCUACCUUGGUGACUUUGUGAACUGUGCGACGGAGAAUACCAUCCAGUUGAACAAUUCACGUUAUUUCCAUAGCUUAGGGCAGCCCAAUCAGUGAACGUAAACAACUUUUUCACAAAGCUGGGAACAAUGAAGGGGAGACUGACUUUUCUGGCUUCCCGCAGUGUUUGUCUGAGCUUUUACAUCCAACUCUCCUUUAUACUGUGGUGAUGCCAUUUCUUCUGGAUUGCUGAAAAUGUACACUGAUUACAAUAAAAUUAUCCUGUCAGCUCUCACAGUCAUAUUUUCCAUGUCUGGCAUAGGAGUAAUGCUUUCGAAACAGAUAACAUUGAGGUUUAGUUGCUACCAAACACUCC